This is a messenger RNA of Entelurus aequoreus (snake pipefish), 1778 nucleotides long. Its product is annotated as STAM-binding protein-like A. The coding region runs from base 143 to 1468 and encodes 441 amino acids. Gene Ontology annotation, cellular component: cleavage furrow; endosome. The record is from RefSeq and is a predicted model, not a curated record. Gene Ontology annotation, biological process: protein K63-linked deubiquitination. Gene Ontology annotation, molecular function: K63-linked deubiquitinase activity; protein binding; metal-dependent deubiquitinase activity. NCBI's taxonomy places the organism in Eukaryota, Metazoa, Chordata, Actinopteri, Syngnathiformes, Syngnathidae. The transcript is spliced from 11 exons.
CACGUGACUGCGGAAGCCGGAAGUGGUUGUGAUUGCGGAAGUGUUCUUUCCUCGAGUCCAACUUAAAGACGCUGCAAUUCUUCUUUGUGCGACAUCUUCCUUCAUGUAGGAGCUGCCCGGUCUUCCACCUUGGAGUGCGGCCAUGGCGGACCCCAAUGACGUCAGUCUGCAGCCCGAGGAGCGAGUCCGCAUCCUGACCAAGAAGGGCAGCUCAGUGGAGAUCAACGAGCAGGUGCCCCCCCGACGCUACUUCCGCUCUGGCAUGGAGAUGAUCCGCAUGGCCCAUGUCUACGCUGAAGAGGGCAACAUCGAGCACGCCUUUGUCCUCUACAACAAGUACAUCACUCUCUUCAUAGAAAAACUGCCCAGACAUCGGGACUACAAGACGGCCAACAUCCCUGAGAAGAAAGACACACUGAAGAAACUGAAGGACGUGGCUUUCCCUCAGGCCGAGAUCUUGAAGAAAGCUCUGACCAAGAGAUUUGAACAAGAGUAUGCACAGUACCUGGUCAAGAAGAAGGCGGAGGAGGAGGCGCAGGCGUUAGAGCAGUCCCGGCAGCGAGCGCUGAAUGAGGAGCGUGAGCGUGUGGCCGUGAUGACGCGGCGCCAGCAGGAACAAGAACAGUUCAGUGCCUUCGAGGAGAUGAUCCGCCGCCAGGAGCUGGAGAGGGAGCGCCAACGCGUGCUGCUGGAGUUUGCCACGCCCUCCGCCCCAGCCCCCGACACGCCGCUUAUUCCUGGCAUCCAGGGGCCCCCCGCCCUCUCGCCCAACGACCCCCUCGGUCCCAGGGACAUGUCCGGCGGCAUCAACCACCAAGACAAUCGCACCUCCGCAGUCGUGUCCCCGCCCACCUUUGACCGCACCCUCAAGCCCGGCUCAUUGGUCAGCCCAGGAAACAACAAUGUGACGGUGGAUGCUCUUCGGCAGCUGGCGGUGCCUUCGGAGCUGUGUAGGCACUUCCUGCGCCUGGCGGAGGCCAACACCAGCCGGGCCGUGGAGACGUGCGGCAUCCUGUGUGGAAAACUGACCAGGAACAUGUUCACCGUGACACACGUCAUCGUUCCCAAGCAGUGUGGAGGACCCGAUUAUUGUGACACCGAGAACGAGGAGGAGCUCUUCCUCAUCCAGGACCAGUAUGACCUCAUCACGCUGGGAUGGAUCCAUGACAUACACAUAUGGAUCCAUGUGAGUGUUGAGACACACCCCACACAGACGGCCUUCCUGUCCAGUGUAGACCUGCACACUCACUGCUCCUACCAGAUGAUGCUGCCUGAAGCCAUCGCCAUUGUGUGUUCGCCCAAGUUCAAUGAGAUCGGCUACUUCAAACUGACGGAGCGAGGAACCAACGAGAUCUCCUCCUGCAAGCAGAAGGGCUUCCACCCUCACAGUAAAGAUCCACCUCUGUUCACGCAUGCAGCACACAUGUACAUCAGUGAGGACAAGGUGACUAUGCUGGACCUGAGGUGACUUGGAUCUUUCUUCAUGGUUGGAAGGACUUACCAGGACCUUGUCAUCAAACACCUUGACAACUCAGGAAUGUCUCUCUCUCUCCAUCCAUGGUGUUGUUUUUGUUGCCUCUCUCUCUCUCUCUCGCUCUCUCUCUCUCUCUCUCUCUCUUUCUUUCUCUCUCCAUGGCAUUGUUUUGUUGCUUCUCUCUCUCUCUCUCCAUGGUCUGGUUGUGUUGCUUUUCUCUCUCUCUCUCCGUGAUCUGGUUUUGUUGCUUCUCUCUCUCUCUCUCUCUCUCUCUCUCUCUCUCUCUCUCUCUCUCUCUCUCUCU